AUGACUCCGACGCAUAUUUCAAUUGAACCUUUGAAUAGCGAGAACUACGAUAUGCGGUGCGUACAAGUCGAAACGUACUUAUUUAAAACAGGGCAUUGGGAUUACGUGAACGGAACAUGUGAGGAGCCCAUGCCCACAGGUGCGAACCAAUCGGCUAUCACGGAGUGGCACAAGAAGGACAAGAUGGCGAGAUCGGAAUUGAUCCUAACGUUAAGUAAAUCGGAACUGAAGAGCGUGAAAGGCACAAAUACUUCUCAUGAACUGUGGCAAAAGUUAAAAAAUGAGCAUCAGUCGAGAGGACCAGCGCGAAAGGCAACUUUACUAAGAAAAAUCACACUAAUGAAAAUGAACUACGGUGGAAAUAUUCGUGAUCAUAUCACCGAAUUUUUUGAAUUAGUGGACAAGAUCGAAGAGGUCGGAUUGAACAUCAAUGAAGACCUACUUGCCAUUUUUUUGCUAAACAACUUGCCGGAUUUAUAUGAAAGUUUUCGAAUCGCCAUGGUGACAAGAGACGAAUUGCCCAAACCUGACGUGCUAAAAAUCAAGAUUAUUGAGGAAUCUGAGGCGAGAAAUGCCAAAAAUGAUAAUGAGCAAAACGCAUUAUUUGUUAAACAAUUGGGUGGCAACCGACGUGGCGGAUUCAAAGGUCGUGGUGGCAGGAAGAUACACAACAGCCGAGAUAUUCAAGCUAGUGAGCGGAACGGACCAGGCGGUCGUCCAUUACACGGAGGUGACAGCAAUAAUAAGAAACACAACGAAGAAGAUUUUAAGUGCCAUAAGUGCAUGUGGAGGACUAAAUCAUUACGCAAGACAUUGCCGAGCGCGCUUUACUGGUGGACGUGCAAAUCAGGCCAAGGAGGAAGACUCUGA
Temnothorax curvispinosus is the source of this 870-nucleotide messenger RNA. RefSeq lists its product as uncharacterized. The record is from RefSeq and is a predicted model, not a curated record. Lineage: Eukaryota; Metazoa; Arthropoda; Insecta; Hymenoptera; Formicidae. The transcript has a single exon. The coding region runs from base 1 to 870 and encodes 289 amino acids.